CGUAAAGUGCUUAAGUAAUGAAAUUCUCAGUUAUCCUCUAAUUAAGCGCAUGUACUUAAGUUUUUUUCAGGUAACGUCCCACAUUUGAUGAGGAAAAACUAUAUAUACUACACUGUGUUGUAAUCUCUAUUUUGAGAAUGUCACGAUUUAACGGCGUCCUCACAGUGAACAUGGCACCAGAUCUAAAAAAAGCAAAUGCUGUGAUGAGACACUCCUCUUCAACACAUAGUAUUGUUAAUACCCUGAGGUCCUAACGGGCCCUUGUGUUGUUAAGGUCAUUGGGCGUAAUCAGCUAUACCUGUUCGUCACCACUGCUUCAGCUCAGGCAGGGGGGGAUUAAAGCUUGGAAGGAGACGUGAGAGAGGCUUUUGCUAUUCUUAAUCUGCAUAGCUCCGUCGUACCUGCCGGGAUGGACCUUGGUAAGGCAAAGCUUCUUAGGACAGGUCUCAACACUCUGCACCAAGCCAUCCACCCUGUGCAUGGGAUUGCGUGGACUGACGGCAAGCAGGUCUGCUUGACGCAUCUCUACUUCAUCAAUGGCGAGGUCAAGUUUGGGGACACCAAUGUCAUCGGGCAGUUUGAGCACGUCUUCGGCCUCUACUGGGGCCCCCUGUGCUGCUCCGACUCCCCUGCCUUGCUGGCUGUUCAGCACAAGAAGCAUGUUACCGUGUGGCAACUGCAGCUCAGCACGCUGGAGCAAAACAAGCUGCUCUGCACGCAGACCUGUGAGAUGAGCGAGCCCUUCCCUCUGCUUUCCCAAGGCUGCGUCUGGCACCCGAAGCUGGAUAUUCUGGUCGUGCUGACCAAGAGGGACACCUCUCUGCUGUUUUCUGUCAGAGUGGACAACAGGAGAAUCAAAGCGGACAUCAAAGGUAGUGGACUCAUUCAUUGUGCUUGCUGGACUAAAGAUGGCACACGCCUGGUGGUGGCUAUAGGCAGUGCUCUUCACUCUUUCAUCUGGAAUGACAUCCAGAAGAGUCUGGUGGCCUGCUCUUUCUGCCCUAUCUUUGAUGUGGGAGGCUACAUUUGUGCCAUCGAGGCCACGGGGGAUUCUCGGGUGGCUGUUGCGACGGAGCUGCCGCUGGACAAAUUAUGUGGGUUAAACGCUGGCAUGGCAUUUGACGUGGCAGCGGAGACGGAGUCCCUACAAGGCCAGGGCUCGCACGUGCUCAUGACAGACGAUGACAGCCAUCUGGACUCAAGGAGAAGAUCAUCUGAAUCAGAUAGGUCUUACAUCCCCAGCUCAGGCCCACUCGAUCUCACUCACCUCCUCGCAAGGCACAGACGCUCAGACCCCAGUCCCCUUAUCCACUUGCGGCGCAGAGACACUCUGACAGGCUCUGGCCAGGACUCCUCACAUCUCAUUCUGGUUACCUAUGAGAGAAAGGUCACAACCACCCGCAAAGUCAGCAUUCCAGGAAUUUUGGUCCCCGACAUUGUGGCGUUUGAUCCUCGCGGCUCUACCGUUGCGGUGGCUUCUAACACCUGUAACAUGGUUCUUGUGUACUGCAUCAUGCCCUCUGCAAUGCCGAACAUCCAGCAGAUCUCCCUGCAGCAGAACGAGAGGCCCAAAGGAGUGUGCUUCCUCGGUGACAAGAUGCUGUUGUUGAUGGUCGGCAGGCAGAAGUCCAACGACCCUGCUUUCCUCCCAUCUUCUAACACUGACAAAUAUGUUCUUCGUCUGUUAGCCAAAGAGCUGGUGUAUGACGGAGAGACUCUAAUCACACCAUCCCCCUCUUCUCACAACCAGGAGUCCACUUCUAAUUUCUGCGCAGGGAUUAGGAGGCACUCAGAGCACCUGUCAAAGGAUGACAGGGAGCGCCCAGGGAUAAAGGAGUUGGUGUUGCCAGGAAGGGGAGUAGUUUGCUCACCAGGGAACCGGCGCAGACUGGUGGAGGAGGUGAGGAGCAGUGAGCCCAGUCCCGUCACCAGCUCCGUGGACCUCUCUGACCGAGCAUCUGACAGAGCCCCGUCCAGUGCCUCUUCCAUCACCGUGGAGAAUUUUGACAUGGACCACGUCAGUCGCAUGUCCAGCCUAGCGGUGGCCAGCCAGGUGAGCAGAGAUUCCAGCCGGGCCAGUUCUCCUCGUUUCGAGCCGGUGGACAAGCUCCACACAGACUCGACGCUGCCCAUGCUUGAAAAGACAUCCGGACAGGCCAAGGAGCGCGGUCUGGAGCAGCUCGUUCAUAACAUGGAAAGACUCUUUACACGCUUUGCAGAUGUACAGCAGUGCCUGACAGAAAUUAGAGAUUACGCUCAGAAUGGCAAGAAGGCCCCGAGUGUCUACCCUAAUGCCUGUGAACCGCCUUAUGUCAAUGUCACAUGCCAGAAGCAGUUAUCAGAAAAUGUGUUCAUUGAUGAGCGGAGACCGGUGCUGCUGUGUGAUGGGAAGCUGUGUCUGCGGGCCCUGCAAGACCUCUUCAACCUAACCACUAUUGAGAUGAUGUAUGGACCAUUGUGGAUUGUUCUAGUGGCAGAUGCAGAUGGAUUCGUGCCUCUGACAUUUAAGCCCAAAGAAGAACUGACCGUGCGCAACGGGAAGCGGAAAUCUACCCUGCGGACUCCUGGGAGUCCAGAGAACUCUUGCCCAUCCAGUCCAUCCCCUAGCCAAAGCUCCAACACAACCACAGAAGCCUCCAUAUAAGUAACUCCUAACACACUCCUCUUAGUACGAACUCUAUACCCGUCUAUUAUCCAAACAUAUUUAACUGGAUUAACACAAUGCAGACAGAGCGCAUGUGGCAUCACCACAGAGAUGCAGUGAUGAGGCGAACCACGUCAUACGUCUCACUUAUUUUUGUAUUGGAAAUAGUGUUUGAAAGGGGCUGCCAAUUCUGAUGCAUUGUUUACACAAAUGCUGUUUUGACAUGAAAGCUUAUCUGAAUGAAACUGAAGCAGAGGUUUCUUUUCAUUUUGCUAAAAUGCAGUUAUUGAAUUUGAACUUUUUGUUAAAGCAGGAGAUGUUUCCCCGCUGAGUUUGUUAUAGAAGUGUUUAAAGCCUGUUCUCCAUUGUUCUGAUGUUAAAUAGAGGUGAAUGUAUGAUAACUGUUUCAUAUUUUACACUGGAGAAGCACUGCAGAAACAUAAUAAAAUAUCCAGUUUAGCAUAUAUGUGCUCAAUAGUUCACUUCAUGUUUUAAUUUAACUUUGUCUUCCAUCCUUCUGAAAGAUCUGUUAUGUUCAUGAGAACGUGGUAUUACUGAGUUCAGUAACACAACUGACCACAAGAGGGUACAAUAUUCUACAGAAACUCCUCUCUCAUGGUCAUAAUGUUGUGUGUUUUGGACAAACAAAAAUCUUUGGGUUGCCAUCUGGACAUUAAACUAGCGUUUAAUAA
This is a messenger RNA of Mugil cephalus (flathead mullet), 3336 nucleotides long. Its product is annotated as WD repeat and coiled coil containing. The record is from RefSeq and is a predicted model, not a curated record. Lineage: Eukaryota; Metazoa; Chordata; Actinopteri; Mugiliformes; Mugilidae. Gene Ontology annotation, molecular function: kinase binding. The coding region runs from base 410 to 2644 and encodes 744 amino acids. The transcript has 4 exons.